AGAGAUGUUGACGGUGGGUGAGAACCGACAGAGAAAGAGCCUUUAUUAUUGUAAAGUCUAUACAAAAAUUUGUCUCCGGUGGCGAUGGAACAAGAUCGAAGGCUUGAGCUCAUAGACCAUGCAAUUCAGAAGCUUAUACUCGACAACAGAGACGAAGUCCAAGGAUCCCAACAUAACCAUAACCAUCACGACGCUGAAUACCAACUCGCUCUUGCCCACUUACUCUCUGUCUCUCAGCAGUUGGAAAUGUUGAAAGGAGAUGAGACAGUUAAGAAGCAAUCCGAAGCUUGUGUGGUUCAGAAAACAGAAAGCGAGAAUGAGGAUGGUGGGGGAAGCGAAAAUGAAGAGAUAAUGAAAGAGCUGAAGAAGGUAAAGAGGCAGAAUUUCGUGACCCAUUGUCUUCUUUCAGUGAUGAUUGUUCUAACAGUAGUAUGGCAAGUAUCAGAGGUAUCUCUUAUUUUGAAAAUGAAAGAUGGACUAAGCCACCCUUUUAGAUCCUUUGGAAAUAUGCUGAAAGGGAUUGUGAAAGUCCCAGAUGUUAAUGGCCAGGAAGAUGACAACAAGCAACACCCACCACCACAAGAAUCACCAUCCCUUCCUUCUUUAGGUUUACAAAAUGGAAAAGAAUGAGACU
Molecule: messenger RNA, 634 nt
Organism: Abrus precatorius (Indian licorice)
Lineage: Eukaryota; Viridiplantae; Streptophyta; Magnoliopsida; Fabales; Fabaceae
Exons: 2
Coding region: 85-630 (181 amino acids)
Source: RefSeq, a predicted model, not a curated record